Penicillium soppii is the source of this 894-nucleotide messenger RNA. Its product is annotated as putative monosaccharide-P-dolichol utilization protein. The record is from RefSeq and is a predicted model, not a curated record. Bases 1 to 894 code for a protein of 297 amino acids. The transcript is spliced from 2 exons. NCBI's taxonomy places the organism in Eukaryota, Fungi, Ascomycota, Eurotiomycetes, Eurotiales, Aspergillaceae.
AUGGAUACUCUUCAAAACUCCGUGAUCGCGCCUCUCCAGCCGUACCUGGAACCCAUCGUCUCUGCAAUCCCCGAACAAGUACACGAUGCUGUCAUCUCCCUAAUCGGCAAACCGUGCCACAGCGCGCUCCUGCUCGACCUCGAUGUCACUAAAGACCCUGCAUGCACGACCCUCGCCAUUUCCAAGGCCCUCGGCAUCGCCAUCGUUGGCGCCAGCGCCAUCGUCAAGGUCCCCCAGAUCCUGAAGCUCAUCGGAUCCCGCUCCUCCGCCGGUGUCUCCUUCGUCUCGUACGCCCUUGAAACUGCUAGCUUGCUCAUUACCCUCUCCUACGGCGUCCGCAACCAUUUCCCCUUCAGCACCUAUGGCGAGACUGCCCUUAUUGCCGUGCAAGAUAUCGCGGUCGGAGUCUUGGUCCUGCACUUUGCUGGCCGCACUGCUGCCGCGGCAACUUUUGUUGCCCUUGUAGCUGCUAGCAUCUAUGCCUUGCUGUUCGAUCAGACGCUCGUCGAUGCCCAGACUAUGGCUUACUUGCAAGCUGGUGCCGGUGCUUUGGGCGUUGCCAGCAAGGCUCCUCAGAUUUACACUAUAUGGCGCGAAGGCGGAACCGGACAGCUGAGUGCUUUCGCAGUCUUCAACUACCUCGCCGGAUCCCUGUCCCGCAUCUUUACUACCCUCCAGGAGGUCGACGAUAAGCUUAUUCUCUACGGAUUCAUCGCUGGCUUCUCCCUCAACGUCAUCCUCGCUACCCAGAUGAUCUGGUAUUGGAACGCGCCCAGUCCCGCAAAGAAGCAGACCCCUCGCGCAAAGGCCGUGGAAAAGACACCCGUCGCACAGGCCUCAGGAGCCUCUCCCAGACCCGGCGUGAAGACCCCCACCACCCGCCGACGCGGUUAG